Messenger RNA from Pelobates fuscus (common spadefoot toad), 1384 nucleotides. Its product is annotated as mitochondrial amidoxime reducing component 2-like. Gene Ontology annotation, biological process: nitrate metabolic process. The transcript is spliced from 7 exons. Gene Ontology annotation, cellular component: mitochondrial inner membrane. The record is from RefSeq and is a predicted model, not a curated record. Bases 142 to 1119 code for a protein of 325 amino acids. Gene Ontology annotation, molecular function: molybdopterin cofactor binding; molybdenum ion binding; nitrate reductase activity. Lineage: Eukaryota; Metazoa; Chordata; Amphibia; Anura; Pelobatidae.
CUUCUGAUAUUAGACCGUGUUUACACACUGCAGCUUUGUUUUUCAGAAUACUAUAACAAGCGGAUAAUGGUAACAGGAGGUUUCCUGGAUUUAUAUAAAGAACUGAGAGACCUUUUUUUUUAGGGGAACCUAGAUCUUAUUAUGGAGUCUCUGUCUCGGACCAGAGCAACACUGUUUCUGGCAGUGACUGGCCUUGGGGCUGCUGUGAUAGUCAGCUGGUUCUUUCUAACUAAGCGGAGAAGAAACAGAAGUCUCAGAAAGGUGGGAGAAGUUUCUCAUCUUUUUCUGUACCCCGUCAAGUCUUGCAGAGGGACAUCCAUACCCGAAGCAGAGUGUAAACCGUUUGGCUUGCAGAGUGGAAAUCUGAAAGACAGACAUUGGCUUGUUGUAAAAGAGAACAAAGUGCAUGUUACAGCUCGGCAGGAACCACAAAUGGUGCUGAUUAUGGCAUCCUGGGACAAGGAUAAAUUAACCCUCAGGGCACCAGAAAUGGAACACCUGCAAAUCCCACUGAAGCUCCCCUCAUCGAAUGGAAUAUUCACCUGCAAAGUUCACGGCAAUGAGGUUUGUGGCCGGGAUUGUGGCGAUAAAGCCUCUCAGUGGAUCACCAGCUUUUUGAAAAGUAAAGAGGUGUAUCGCUUGGUUCAGUUUGAGGACAAUAUGAAACCCAGGAACCCAAAGAACGAGUAUGAGAAAUACACAGAUCAUGAUAAGGUGGCGUAUCCUGACCUGAGUCCUCUUCUUCUGCUUUCUGAAGCCUCAGUUGAUAAUCUGAACACCAAACUUCAGAAGAUGGUCACAAUCCGUAAUUUCCGUCCCAACAUUGUUGUUACAGGGUGUGAGGCACACGAAGAGGAUUCAUGGGAAGAAGUGCAGAUUGGGACCAGUGUGACCUUGAAGCGAGUUAUGCCAUGCCCAAGGUGUAUACUGACCACUGUGAAUCCCGACACUGGAGUCAUUGAUAUGAAAGAACCUCUUGAGACCAUGCGCAGUUAUCGCUUGCAUAAUCCCUUGGACCAAGGUAACUUCAAAAUGUCCCCUUUGUUUGGGCAAUAUGUAAGAAUACAGCAAACUGGCAUUAUUAAAGUUGGCGACCCAGUGUACCAGAUUACAUAUUGAACAAGCGCGGAAAGUGACUUUAUUCAAUCGUUAACUCUUCUAUGACAAUGUGCUCUGUGUUUGGCAAAAAUCCUGCUCCAAAUUUAAGCUUUGAUUCCCAAUAUUCCAGGAAAGGAGCUGAAAACAAGGAAUGUCACUGACUCCCCAGCUCCUCUACCAACACACCAGUAAUGGGGAGUGGGCUGAAUUAAAGACAUCAUUAAAGAUACAGUCCCCUGCUGACGGGGACUAUAACUCCCUCUAGAGCAGAGAAGGCUGAGACAGA